Hylaeus volcanicus is the source of this 5278-nucleotide messenger RNA. RefSeq lists its product as uncharacterized. NCBI's taxonomy places the organism in Eukaryota, Metazoa, Arthropoda, Insecta, Hymenoptera, Colletidae. The record is from RefSeq and is a predicted model, not a curated record. Bases 2 to 5149 code for a protein of 1715 amino acids. The transcript is spliced from 8 exons.
AAUGGAUUAUUUAACCAAAAUUAUUACAAAUGAACAAGGUGCUAAAGAGGAUCCCUUUAUUGAUAUAAAGUUGGCAACAUGCUCGGGUGCAUUGCAUCCUUUCUGUCAAAGUAGUGAAAAGUCGAAAUUCGUAUCACUCAACGAUGAGGAAUCAAAUCCAUUGUCGAGUGAACACAUGAAAUUAUCUCCAAUUGCGUCAUUCGACUUUGAAAGUAUUCUGUUAAAGAAAAAAUCCAAAUCCACAUCCCAGUCAUUCAUUCACCCUACAAUUUAUGGAUCAACAUAUGUGACAAGUCCUUUUAUGCGUACGGAAACCCCCAUGUCACCUUUCCAAACAUCAUACAAAGAACUAAAUUUGAAUGAUUAUUGUUUUUUUGACGUAAAAAACCCAUCUGAAUCGUUUCGUAAAGAUCCCACAAUAACUAUACCAUGCCUUGUGGAUGUUUCUCAUGUGAAUACUUUGAAAGACUCACAGAGUAACGGAAUUGUUACUUUGUUGACACCUGAGCGACACCGAACUAUGAGAGGAACCACCUGUACGAAAGAAGAACACGGUUUAGCUAAGUGUAUUGAAGGAAACCCAAAAGCACUUAUUCCAUUCACUGUUCGACCUCGUAUAUGGAAUAAAAAUCAUAUGGACGCUUCUGUGGACCCUCCUUCACUUUCCCAUUAUGAGAAAAUAUCUCCUUUUCCAACAAAUUUUUGGCUUCCCUCUGAUAUGACAACGAAUACACCACCGUUAACGCUAUAUUCGACAAACAUGGAAGCUAAUUGGAUCAUGUCCUCUAAGAAGAAAAACUGGUGUGGAUCAACUUGUCAAUUUGAGUCGGAGUCAUUCCAAAGUCCUCAAAAGCAGUGUCAGCAAGACAAAAGCAGUGCAACGGAACAUUUAAAAAAGAAAGAAGUUUUCAUUAAAAAUCCUUCGUUAGAAAAUAACAUUCCAACAAAGUUGAAUUCUUUUUCAGACCAAACAAAUUUUCAAACGUUUCAUGAAAAGAAAAAUCUUGCUAAUCUUCAACCAUUUAAUUUUUGGUGCAAUACACAAGAAGAGUCCCAUGUUAAUUUUAACUGCAUAACUCCUAAAAAUAGUCAACAUGUUUUGAAUCAAUUAAACAAAAGUAGAACUCAAAGUCCCUUGUGUGGUAUAAGUUCAUUUAAGCGUGGUUCUAAUGAGACACCGUGGAAAACGUCUACGAAUCCUGAACAUCCACACACACACUUUGAAACAUCGCCUGUGGCAGAAGAGAUUUUGAAAGAAGAGCCAAACGAGAUUAAAGAUUUUUCAGGCACGUAUCCUGAAUCAAACGCGUCGUUUCCGAAAUUGAAUUCCCCAAGAACGCCCGGAGAAACAUUAUUUAAUGACAUUACAAAGCCAACACAUACGUUGAACACGCCUUCCAAUAAGUCUCUAAUGAAAAAAGGAUUCCAAUGGGAUGAACCAAGCUUUACUCCAACAUCUCCUUUAACUCAACUAACAAACAAUGAGUGUCAUACACAAAAUGUCAUUCAUCCGACACUAACGUCAAGCGUCCCCAUGGAAACCUCGUCACAAAUAGAGUCACAUGUCACUCCUGGACCAACCGUUCCUUUACAAGAAGCAGCUUAUAAAUUACAGAAGAGUUCUAAAGAGUCUCUGAAUGUGUCGAAUACUUUUCAAAAAACUUUUCAAUACGACGUCUUUUCCCCGAAUCGUACUAACACUAACACAUGUUUCUCAAAAUCAAAGAAGAAAAAUAAAAAAAAAAUGAAGCCUAAUGUUAUGGAAAGUGUUCUUCAUUCUGAAAGUCAACAAGCAUCACACGCAAGGUGUCAAAGUGCAAGCGGUUGCCAUUUCCAAAAUAGCAUGUUAGCUCAAGUGUCUCAUGAAUCGCUUCCUUACGCAAUGGCAGAAUGCUAUGGUGAAACCAUGCCAUGUAAUGCUUCCGCUAGUAGUAGUGGUGAGUAUCUCUCUACUGAAGCAUUCCAAUACAAAAUGUUGCAUUCGUGUCAACCUGAUGACGGUCCACUAUUCAAUUCAUACGUUGGAGAUCAUUUGUCUCCACGGAUCAACAUUUUGAAACAAUUGACUGGUCAUGACGUUCCAUCAACGAUUCAUAAAAGCGAAAAGUAUGAUGGUGUGGAAGCACAAAAUCUGCAAAUCAGCUUACUCUUUCCACCUCAAUCACCCCAGUGUUCUCAUGUGACUCCACGCUGUGUGAAAAAAGAAUCUUCCAAAUCCAAUGAGGUUGAUUUCAAAAAUGUCUCUUCGGAUGAGACGGUUGUUGAAGAAUACGACCACCAACGUAACGUAACUGGUCAAUUGAAAGAACCAUUCAUACCAAGUAGUACCUUGUUAAAAGCACCAUCUUUAUCGCACGACUUUUUAUCUCAAUCAUUUUCAUCUUUUAAUGAAUCGUCGUUGCAACACACAUUAGCUUCUACACUUCACACAUGUCAUCCCACACAGCCCAUUACAAGGUGCGCCAAUAAUCGAUCAUUUCCCCAGUUGCCAUCUACUGACGCUAGUUCACAAAAGAUUUUGAAUGGUCAUUUUCCAAAAUCUUAUAUUUGCGAACCCUUGGAUCCACAAAUGUGCAAUGGACCAUAUUAUAACAAGCAAGAAAAAUCAAACAUGGCGAGAAAACCUUAUUGCAUUAUUCCAGAGCAGCAUACGAUUCAUUCCACAAACAUGGCACCGAUGGAAAAUGCAGCGACAUUAGUGUCACCCAUGGAGGUUUCUGGAAUAUCUCCAACGGCAUCCAUUCCCAAAGACCGUGUACCGGUGGACACAACAAGUCAAUUUUUGAAGGAUUGGAUGGAUCCAACAAGACCUUCGUACGGCAGCACCAAGCCUUUUGAAGACUCCUCUGAGAUGAGGUCAUCUUUUCAGAGAACAAAAAAAUUCAUACAACCGGCUUAUUUUCCAACAGCUUCUUCUUUACUUUAUAAACCAUGCCUUUCAGAAGAUUUAUUACAGAAAUUUCAAACUAUAACUCAUCUUGAACCCGAGUACAAGAAGUUUUUAAAAAAUAUUCCUAGAAAAUCCAAAGAGGCGUUUACGCCAUCCGACUUUGCAGCAUUUCGCACAUGUCAUCCACACUAUUCAAAAAAUUGUUUUAUUUUAAUGCAAAAUGGAUACGAUAUUCGGUUAGGUGAAAUAGGUCGUGCUGCUUUAAAAAAGGAAAUUUCUAGACGGUUGAAAAAUGAUUCUAAAUUAAGAGAAAAAUGCGUUUCAGUUGUAUGUCGAUUGAAAAAUGCGAAUGUUUUACAACUGUUACAAAUGGCAGAAAUAUCAGGCUGUUUAGCUUUGGGUUUAAAGAUAUCUAGUAUGUAUUGGAAAGAAUAUUCAAGAAAACAAAGACCCUCCAUGUCGAUUAAAGAAUAUACAGAGCUUUGUACAACCGACUCAGGGCAUUUAUACAAUGAACAAAUUCAUUGGAAUGCUCCAGCUGACGAGAGGGAUAGGCAAGUCAACGAUAACACAAUGUACGGACAUUAUACCCCUUUGUCGUCUAGAUUGAAGGAGUCAUCUUGUUAUAGUAUGAAAAGGUAUUUAGAUUAUAAUCAUCCGAAUUUCUCUUCUCCACUUAAACGUCAUGAAGCAUUUUUAAUGGACACAACAAAUUAUGCUUCCUUGAAAGAUAACAAUUAUGUUUUGGAUCAUUAUCUCAGUGGAAAUUUCAAAACGCACACUUUGCAUUUACCCGAAAAACAAGUCAUAUUGGACUCUUCUAAAAAUGAUACGACUUCGUGUUGUUUUCCAAUACUACCGACUCCUUGCAAAAAAUUCUACUAUGAUACGUUAUCGUCAGGGACGACAUUCUUAAGUCCAGAUGGUUAUCAACCACUUUCACAUUCUACUCCAGCUGGACAAGAAGCUGCACUUUUUGAGAAGGAUUUUAUAUCUUCCUUAUCUUAUCCAACACAUCAUUUUAUUGACAAGUGUUAUGAAGGAAACCAAAGCCUUAUUUUUGGUACUUGUGAUGAUGAAAACACCAGUAACAACGACUUGCAAAACAUUUCUUCUCAAUCAAAGGCACAAUUUUGUACUAAACCUGAAUAUUAUUUAACAGAAGAAUCUUCUUAUCAGCAAGAGAAAUAUUUGAAAACUGAGAAUUAUCUAAACACAAUGUCAUGGGAGACUUGUAAAAAGUCUACAUGUGACGAGGCUAACACAUACUUUUCGUUACGACAUCCCUCUUGUUAUGAUGGAGAUCAACCAACUCUGUUUUCAAAUGAGGGCUCCACACUAAAAAAUUCAUCACCAACUGAUACUUUAGAGGGGUAUUCUUUUAAUCUCAACAUGCUGUCUUUCUCGUCUGCUGAUGUCAGACCACCUGAUUUAACCACUCAAUCUAACGUCGACACAGAUAACAUAUGUGUUAAAAAACGUAGACGCGCUUCCCUUAAUGAUCAUGUCGAUACUAUUGUCACAUCAAAACAAAAUAACUAUUUUAAACAAGGAAGAAGUUUUCAAAAAAGACAUUGUGAUUCAAUGGUCUUACAUGAUAUGAGUGGUGAAACGACACUCUUAAUGACUCCUUAUAGAACGCAUGUGGCAAUGGUAGAUGAUAAUUCACAGAUCUUUGAAAACCGUUAUACAAUCCCCCCUAAAAAUUCACAAGGAAUGUGUAGUUUAGAAAGUGACUCUGUAUCUCAACAAACUCCUCGAUUGAAUGGAUCAACAAGUGUGUCUGGAACAUCCGUCGAACGAUUCCCAGAAAGUUCAAACCAUACUAAUGACGCACAUAGAUCAUCUACAGGGGGUGUACCGGAUGAUUCAAACCAUUCGACGCACAAUUCAACAUCGGAACAUGAUACAAAAUCAACGAAAGAUUCUCCCGGUUUAUCCAUGGAAAACAGUCCUAAUGUUUUAGAUUUUCAAAUCACAGAUUCAAAAGAAAGCCUUUCUUCUAAGCCUCUUGCUCUUUUAUCACGUAUGAUGUUGCCAUCAAAUAAGCAGGAGCCUUCCAUUGUGUGUCAAAAUAACGCGCAAUCUUUCACUAAUUUGUCGAACUCCACAACCCGUACUUUCGAGAAGCAUACACAACAAUAUUCUUCGCUUAUGUCUUCCUCUCGACAAACAUCCACUCUUUUAUCUUCUCAAGAUACUCCUUGUGAGAUGACACCAGAAUAUUUUCUUUCAUCUCCCGUUCCUUCAGUGUCAUAAAAACAUUUGUAAUGAAUUCUUUCUUUAGUUUAUUCUUUCAAACAGUUGAGUUUUUUUCUGCAUAACAAAAGAAGAAAUUUUACGAACGAAAUUUCCCACAAAACACGUAUGUGUGUUUUUUUUUUUCAA